Messenger RNA from Tripterygium wilfordii, 1382 nucleotides. Its product is annotated as 15-cis-zeta-carotene isomerase, chloroplastic. The transcript is spliced from 4 exons. Gene Ontology annotation, biological process: carotene biosynthetic process. Gene Ontology annotation, cellular component: chloroplast. Bases 117 to 1217 code for a protein of 366 amino acids. The record is from RefSeq and is a predicted model, not a curated record. Lineage: Eukaryota; Viridiplantae; Streptophyta; Magnoliopsida; Celastrales; Celastraceae. Gene Ontology annotation, molecular function: 9,15,9'-tri-cis-zeta-carotene isomerase activity.
AGAGUAGCAGCGAAUCCAUUGUUUCACAACCUGCAGAUUCUUUUUGCCAAAAUGCGAUUACCUUUUUAGUCCAUUUGUCCUCUCUCCCUCUUCGUUGCUCUCUCAACAAUACAAAAAUGUCUACUUCGCUUCUCCUUCCGACCGCUCUCUCUCCCUUCCGACUCGGUUCCAGACGCUAUGGCAAACGAGCCCUACUACCUCUCUGUCUCAAGCCCGCAAUCGAAAAUUCUACCGUUUUUAACCGGAGAAGAUGCUCUUCCAAUCUCACAUUCCAUCACUAUCCUUUGCUUUCCCGGAAAGUUCAUGUGGUCCGUACCUCGAUAAGAGACACAGAGGAGGCACCGGUAGUCGGCGAGGACUCGGCCGCGUUCGAUUUGGGAGAGCAGAAGCUAUCUUCGUGGAUUUAUUUUAGUGUUAUUCUUGGAGUUGUUCUGUUCGUUCUUGAUGUGGUUUGGAUUGAUAAUUCAACUGGGAUUGGCAAGGACUUCAUCAACUCUGUUUCUAGCAUUUCGGACAGCCCUGAGGUUGUGAUGUUGAUCUUAAUUCUCAUUUUUGCCACUGUCCACAGUGGCCUAGCAACUCUCCGAGACACGGGAGAGAAACUUAUUGGAGAACGUCCAUUCCGAGUUUUGUUUGCUGGGGUUUCUCUUCCAUUGGCUGUUAGCACUGUUGUGUACUUCAUCAACCACAGAUAUGACGGGUUGCAAUUAUGGCAGCUCCAAAAUGUUUCUGGUGUUCAUGAACUUGUGUGGCUCUCUAAUUUUAUCUCUUUCUUUUUGCUCUAUCCUUCUACAUUUAACCUAUUGGAAGUAGCAGCUGUUGACAAGCCCAAAAUGCAUCUCUGGGAAACGGGGAUCAUGAGAAUCACAAGGCACCCUCAGUUGGCUGGGCAGGUUAUUUGGUGCUUGGCUCAUAUGAUUUGGAUUGGGAACUCCGUAGCUGUUGCUGCAUCUGUUGGUUUAAUUGGGCACCAUUUAUUUGGUGCUUGGAAUGGCGAUAGGAGACUAGCCAUACGGUAUGGGGAGGCUUUUGAAGUUGUAAAGAAUCGAACAAGUAUAAUCCCAUUUGGAGCUAUCCUUGAUGGCCGUCAAAAGUUGCCUAAAGAUUACUACAAGGAAUUUAUCCGGUUACCAUAUUUGGCAAUCACAGUGUUGACCAUAGGUGCAUAUUUAGCACACCCACUUAUGCAGGCUGGCAGCUAUGGUCUUCAUUGGUAGAUUAUGUUCCAUCUUACAUGUAUCCAUAAUUGGCACACUAUAUAUAUGGUCGAAAAAAUUGUAAUUGUUGAUAAUGGGGCUCAUUUGUGUUCUCACUUGGAGAUGGAGGAUCAAUUGUGGUCAUAUAGAGUGUGAUAAAAGAAUAAAAUUCCUGAUCUGCUUUAA